AUGGGAUCGACAACACCCGUCGAGGACGCCAUCCGCGCCAAGAUCACUGCCGCUCUCAACCCUCUCACGUUGGAGAUUUACAAUGACUCUCACCUCCAUUCUCAUCACAAGGCCAUGCAGGGCAGUACUUCCAAGGAGACUCACUUUCGCCUCGUCAUCACAUCAGACGCAUUCAAGUCCAAGAUGCAGCCCGCCCGCCACAGGAUGAUCUACGCCCUGCUGCGCGAUGAGAUGGCCCAGGAAGGCGGCAUCCACGCCCUGCAGCUGCGCACCCUGACCCCGGAGGAGGAGGCCAGACAUCAGCAGCAGCAGCAGAAGAAGAAGGACGACGAGGCGGCUGCCACCACCACCACCACCAAGGAGGUCGAACCCGUCACCAACGAGAAUGCGUAA
Cordyceps fumosorosea ARSEF 2679 is the source of this 393-nucleotide messenger RNA. Its product is annotated as BolA domain protein. The record is from RefSeq and is a predicted model, not a curated record. NCBI's taxonomy places the organism in Eukaryota, Fungi, Ascomycota, Sordariomycetes, Hypocreales, Cordycipitaceae. Bases 1 to 393 code for a protein of 130 amino acids. The transcript is spliced from 3 exons.